This is a messenger RNA of Sarcophilus harrisii (Tasmanian devil), 1221 nucleotides long. RefSeq names its product nascent polypeptide-associated complex subunit alpha, muscle-specific form-like. The coding region runs from base 1 to 1221 and encodes 406 amino acids. The record is from RefSeq and is a predicted model, not a curated record. The transcript is spliced from 5 exons. NCBI's taxonomy places the organism in Eukaryota, Metazoa, Chordata, Mammalia, Dasyuromorphia, Dasyuridae.
AUGGGGGCUGCAGAGCCCGCGGGCAUGGCCCGGCACGGGGGGCUGGAGUCCGGGCCCCCGCGCUCAGGGGCCCGCGAGCGUCAGGAAGCGGCUGGGCAAAGGCACAGAGGCGGCCGAGGAGGCUGCGGCGGCGGCUGCGGAGCUGGCGGAGCCGCCCACGAGGCUCAUCUGCAACAGACAAACGGGGGGCUGGGGUCCCGGCCCGGCGAGGGGGCGCGGGGCCGCCGCCCCCACAAAGCGAGCCCCGCGCCCCCCCCCCCGCACGCGCGCACAUGCACACGCGCACACAUGGGGGGAGGCGCAACCCUCCCUGCGCAGCAGACACCCCGACAAGGGACCGGGACGGGGAAGGAGCCUGGGGUCGCGAACCCCGGGCGGCCCCUGCCCCGCGGAUGCGGCCCCUGCCCCCCGGAUGCGGCCCCUGCCCCCCGAUGGGUCCGAGCCCUCCCCCGUGCCCCCGCACGCGAGCACGCGCCCACGCACGCGCUCACCCACCUGCGCCCGCGCCCCGCGGCCUCGCAGGACCCGAGUCUUCUCUGUGUCCUCCCAGUCCUCUCUCAGGUCCGAAGCAGCGGCCUCCGCCCCCCGUGCGCGCGCACAGAGACGCCGCGCGUGACCCCGGCCCGCACCCGCGCGCGCACGCGCGGCGCCUUCCGACGUGGGGGAGAGGCGCGGGUUGAGGGGGUGGAUCCCGGGCGGGGCCACGCUGCAGGAGGCGGGGCCAUCCCGAGCGGGCGGGCCGCGGGCCUCCUGAACCCCAGUCCCGCAUUACCAGCCGUGCUAGACAGUCACCCGGACGUCCCACAGGCCCAGGUUGCCUCACCCAACGUGUCCCCCAGCAUGGCCUCGGACAUUCCCCCCUCCCCCUCCCCCCGCUGCCCCCGCCUCCAUAUUUCCCAGCAUCCUUCCAGGCCCCUAUGGCCCUGGCUGCCCACGACACCCCAGAAGGACGGGGAGAAACUUGCUGCUUGUCCUUCACCUCCAGAAGAGAACCAAGGGCAUCAGGAAGGUGAGGGUGACUUUUCUAGAGGCGCUGCUCUGGAUUGUAGCGAGCUGCCGCCGCCUUCUCUAAAGCAGUCUCUCUGUCCACCAGCAAAGGAGCCAGAGCCUGUCCAUCCUAUUCCGGGGGGCUCGAGGCCCUCUUCUGCCGGCAGUGCCCUGGGCAAGCCGAUGGGCACAGCAGGGCACCUCUCCUCUGCACCUUUCUCAUUUCGAGACUAG